Messenger RNA from Drosophila willistoni, 1966 nucleotides. RefSeq names its product PR domain zinc finger protein 5. Gene Ontology annotation, biological process: regulation of gene expression. Bases 169 to 1902 code for a protein of 577 amino acids. The transcript has 2 exons. Gene Ontology annotation, cellular component: nucleus. NCBI's taxonomy places the organism in Eukaryota, Metazoa, Arthropoda, Insecta, Diptera, Drosophilidae. Gene Ontology annotation, molecular function: zinc ion binding. The record is from RefSeq and is a predicted model, not a curated record.
CAAAAUCAAUUAACACAUAAACGAUAAAUUGUUAAAAAACCGAAAGAUAGGGGAAAUAAUUAGAAAUAUUUUGAGAUUAUUGCAUUUUACCGGCGGGGCGCCAAAAGAGCGAAAACAACAACAAUACGAAGCAAAAAAUUAAAAACAAAUAAGUGGAAUUAAUUAAAAAUGGAAACGGCAUUAACAAAUGGAAAUGCCAAUGCAACAACAGAAGAAGCAGCCGCAGCAGAAACUCAAGGAGCAACAAAUGUGGCUUCGGACGCUGUCGGUGGGAUUAUAGAAUACCUGGAAGAGGGCGAAGCCAGUGCCGAAGAUGAGCCAAUGGGCGAAGUGGAAUAUUUAGAGGAUGAAAUCCCUGAAGAGGAAGUUCCUCGUCUUAUCAAUGAGACUAAUAAGGAGAUUAGUAGUAAAAAUACGAAAGACGAUAAAACUGAUGCCAAGGGGAAGUCAACUGUCACCGAGAGUGAUAAACCUGUGGAGUCAACUGACGGUGAAGCGUUGGAGGAAUCAACUCAAGAACAACCUGUAGAGACUACCAAGGAGAAAGAAAUUACUACCGAAGAGGAUGAAGAGAAUCACGAGGACGAUGCCGAUGCCGAGGAGAAUGCCGAAGAGGCAGAAGAUGGUGAGGAGGGUGAGGAGGAAGAGCAGCAGCAGGAUGAAGAGGGAGACGAGGCCGAGGACGAAGCAGAUGAAGAAGCAGAAUUGAUUCUAGGUGAUGAACCCACAGCCAAGGAUGAUAAUCAACCUUCACCAGAAUCAAAAUCUGCCACCGAAACGAAGCAAAAGAAAGAAGAAGAGCCCGUCGAUGAGAAUCAAUGUCGUGUAUGCACCACAAAAGAUACCGAGCAGCUGGUCAGUUUGUUUAAGAAAUCAUUGAUACCACCGGCAACCCAGACGCCCGCUGAGCUCCUGCUAGUCAUUUGUCCCAACCUAAGCAUAGCUCUAAAAGAUUUUAUGCCCCAAUUCAUAUGCCGCCAUUGUUUGGCUACCCUCAAUAUGGCUAUCAAACUGAAGACCCAACUGGAGACUACGGAAAAAGAUCUGCGCAAGCGUUUAUCGCGUAGUAAAAACAAAGUACGACGUCCCCGUGGCUAUGUCGUCAUCGAUGCUCCAGUCUCGAGUUCAGCCAGCGAUGAGGAGGAAGAAGAUGAUGUGGAAUUUAAAGUAUCGGAUGUGGCCAAUUCGAGUAGUGCCGAUAGUGAUUCCGCCGAUUCGGAUAUCAGCGAGAAACGGAAACGAGCACCAGGUCGCCCGGGAAGACCUAAAAAAAGGCAGGCCGACGAUGAUGCUGGAAGCGGUGGCAGUGUGGGAAAAAAGAAAAAUCUCGGCUCCUCACAGGGACCCUUUGAAUGUGAUUUCUGUGAUAUGAGUUUUCCCCGUAAGCAAUCUUGGGUUUUGCAUCGUAAAACCCAUAUAUCCCAUCGCAAUGAGUUCUAUUGCCAGAUAUGCAAUAAACGUUUCAAGGUCCAGAAGGCAUAUAAAACUCACAUGGAACGUCAUGAUCAGGAGCGUUCGCAAUUCCGUUGUGAACUCUGUUCGCAGAUAUUCAAAAUGCGUUCCGAAUUGAAACGUCACAUGGCCAUAAAACAUGAUGAACAUGGUGUCAUCUAUGAGUGUAAACGUUGUCAACGCACUUUCCUAACCCAGCAACGUUUGCAGCGUCAUCAGAGUACUAUGUGUACACGAUAUCCACCCCAAGAGAGUAAAUCGACUAACCAAUAUUAUCAUGAGCAGCAACAACAACAACAACGCCAUCAUCAACAGCAACAACAGAAACAUCACUAUCAACAACAAGCGCACAGUAAACGGGGUGAGAACACUUCCUCCCAGGGCAGAGAUCUAUUCAAAUCGGUGGCCCCAUUGACAACAACCUAUUGGAGCGAUAGUUUCUCGGAUUAAAAAUCACACAUUCACACAAUUUGCAUCAUUUAUACAUUAAAUAAUUGUAAUGAAAUAAACAAAA